This is a messenger RNA of Aureobasidium pullulans EXF-150, 822 nucleotides long. RefSeq lists its product as uncharacterized. NCBI's taxonomy places the organism in Eukaryota, Fungi, Ascomycota, Dothideomycetes, Dothideales, Saccotheciaceae. The record is from RefSeq and is a predicted model, not a curated record. The transcript has a single exon. Bases 1 to 822 code for a protein of 273 amino acids.
AUGGUAUCCAAGAUGGACGCUGCUCUCGGAGCAGAAGACUUUGACGCUGAGGGUGCGAGAUACAAACGACAAAGAAUGUCCCUUCCCUCCCCAGCACCUACCGUUGUGUCGGACCCCUUCGAUGCGGUCACCGCUAGCACGAAAUCAGAAUUACCGUUACGACCCUCUACCAUCGACGAGUAUUCAAUCCACACGCAGCAACAAUGUCGCAUCUUCCAACUUCCCUACGAACUCCGGGAAAUGAUAUACGGCAUGGUCUGCGUCAACGACGGGGUGACAGCAGUCAUGCGCAAGAGUACAACUCGUAACGCAAGUCAAGAUUCAGCCAAGGAACCAGCAUUCCUGCGAAGCUGCAGACUAGCGCGCUUCGAAGGUACACCCAUCUUCUACCAAGAAAACGACUUUGUCGUAAGGAGACGCGAUUCAAUCAACUUCCACCCGAGGCCAAUUGUCGAUGCACCUAUCGCAUAUCCCUACAGCUCUUUCAAUACUGGAGUUCCCAGAUGGUUGGACAACAUGAGCAGCGACAAGAUUGGAAAGAUCCAAACCGUGGUACUUGUACAAAUUGCGCGUGGAGUGUACAAAGAUGCAUACAAUGAAUGGCAUCGUGAUGCAAGCGCUUGCUUCCGCCUCAGGUACUCGAAGAGAAGAGACAGUGGCUAUGAAAUCGAAUACAUCCGGGUCGACACGAGUGGACGGUCAGACAAGUACGCCGAAAGACUUCGAGAAGCGCUCGAAAUGCGAAUGGACAAAUUGGUGAAAGACUUGGGUAUCAAGCAGUGGAACAGGCAGUCGAUUUGGGACAUGGCGUAUCUUCUGUAA